This is a messenger RNA of Chlamydomonas reinhardtii, 2817 nucleotides long. RefSeq lists its product as uncharacterized. NCBI's taxonomy places the organism in Eukaryota, Viridiplantae, Chlorophyta, Chlorophyceae, Chlamydomonadales, Chlamydomonadaceae. Bases 354 to 1796 code for a protein of 480 amino acids. The record is from RefSeq and is a predicted model, not a curated record. The transcript is spliced from 10 exons.
UAUUAGGAUAUAGCAUGGGCUGCGUGCGUGACGCAAAAGAAAAUCUCGACACAUGUUCGACUCAUUCUUUGGCGGCUUCUGAGCGCAAAUUCAGUAAUAGUUGCACGGUUCGGGUUGAAGACUAAUCUGCAAUACUUAUGCUAUAUGUUUAAAACAGUGGACACUAGGCCACGAUAGGGUCCUAGUCCCCUAAUCGUCCAUUUGUGAACAUGCCAACAGCCAUGCCAAGGGUUUGCGCCGAGCCGCCCCUUGAACGCAUUUAUGUAGAUUACGCAGGAAAUGAUCCCUGCUGAAUCUUAUCAUAAGAUCCGUCCUCCAGUAUUACUGGAACGCGGUGAGCCCUGGUGGUAGCCAUGGUGCCCAUUCGCGAAGCCCUCCUUUCGAUCGUGGGAGAGAAUGCCACCGCCAUCCAACCAAUUGUGGCGGCUCUCUCCGGGCUAGGCUUCAACGAGCAUGAACAGGCCGCUGCCUUUCGGCUGCUGGUGCUGCUGGUGCUGCUGGUGCUGCUACUCCUGACGCUAACAGCUGGCCAGUUGGUGAGGCUGGCAAGAGCUGAGCAGAGCCGGCGGGCCUCGCUUGCCGCAGGCCGGGAGCUACAGAUGUUCUGGGAGAAACUGACUGCGGCUGAGCUGACGACGGUGGACGACCAGAAGGUGCUCUCGCUGCCGCCGGGCGUGCGCUUCCCGGCCAGCACAGAAACACUGCACCAGCUGCUGCGGCGCACGUGCUACGACACCGCUUUUAACAAGAUGCAGGACUGCCUCGACGAGCCCUCACCAGGCAUCCGGCGCUUCCUCGUCCUGGGGACACAAGGCAUCGGCAAGAGCGUGUUCCUGCUGGACCUGCUCCACCGCCUGGCCUGCAUGCGGCGCACCGUGGUGUUGCUUUCUGACCUUACCUACCCCAGCGCGCUGCUGUUUCAGCCCGCGGGUGACGGCGGCGGCGUGUUUGCUGCGGACAACCCCAUCGAGUUCAAAGAGGAACUCAACGACCCCAACACGUGGCUGCUGUGCGACUCCAUCGAAUUCGCGUACGUGAACGCCAUAACAGUUAUGGUCUCCUCGCCGUGCGCCGGCGCCUACAACAGAUUUGCCAAGACCAAACACCUGGAGCUGUGGAUGGGCCCGUGGAGCCUGGAGGAGAUUCGUGCCGCACGCCGCCUCGAGCCGUACCGGGCAGAAGUUGACGUCGAGACGGCUGAGCGGCUGUACAAGACGUGGGGCGGGAUCCCAAGAUACGUGCUGGAGAAUGCCAAGAACCCGUCAAUGCAGCGGAAGCUGGACGACGCCCUGGCGUCCAGUGACCUAUUCGCUGUGCUGCGCUCGGUGAAGCAGAUCGAGGCCGCCCCUGAGGCGAGCCACAAACUACUGCACGUUCAGGUGGACAACGCGUGUGAGAAGACCGAGGUGGUGUUUGGCUCGGACGAGAUCGCCAGGCGUGUGAUAGAGAAGCUUCAGGCGAACGGCAUGGUGGAUCUGCGGCAGUUCCUGACCUGGUCCGCGGGCGAGCCGACGGCUGCCAGCCUGGCACGGCAGUGCGGUGCUGGGAGGCGCUGGCCGCGGAUGGGGCGCAGGACGGACCGCUUGUACGGAUAUGGCGCGCGUGCCGCCGGAGCUGCCGUCCGGCCCGGAUGCUGCUGCCCAACUCUCCGCGCUGCUGGCCCGUGUACCGGCGGCGUGGAGGGUGGCGGCGUCGGCCACACUGCAUGCGCCUGGCGGCGCGGCCUCCGCGCCUCCUGCCCCCCAGGUAUGGCUGCUGCUUGCGCAGAGCCUGGGAUGGCGGCAUGGCGCGGCUGACGUGCCAUUGCUGACCCUCGCGGUGAAGCAGGCAACCCAACUUCAACUCACGCCUGCGUACGACGCGCUCCGCGUGCGUCACUUGGCCUUCAUCCAAGAGGCCUACAGGGGCGCCGCGCCGCCGGCGAAAUUGAUUCAUGCGCUGCGGGCGGCCCUGGCGCGGCUGUGGGCUUUGGUGUGGGAGCGGCGACACAAGGAACCGCUCUGGCGCCUGGCAGUCAAUGGAUUCACAGGCUUUGGGAUGCUUGCGGCGUUGGCCGCGGGUGGACGCGUGGAGACAUGCCCGUGUGGGGCUCAGAUGGCUGCUAGGGCUAGGCUUCAUCACUUCUGGGACUGUGUGGUGGCGGAGGCUCUGCGUGAUGUGCUGCGGGAGCAUGCGAAUGUGGACAACACACGGAACCAGUUGUGGUUAGUACAGGCGCCGCCAGGGCUAUCGCAGGCGGUGUGGGACAUCGUGUGCUUGGCUGCUGUGGCGGCCCUGGAAUACGGCCGACAGCGCCUUUACGCUUGCCCUGAUGCUGCAGACCGGACUGCGGAGGUUGCUGUUGUGCGGAGGAUCGGUGUGGAGGUGAUUGCGGACUUCUGGUCACGGCUAGCUGCGUUUGUGAGUCUGCGUCGGCCUCCACGCCGCUGGGACCUUGUCCCGAACCAGCACCCAUUCCUAGCGUCAGAUGAUGUUGGAGUGUGUGAUGGGACAGUGGUAAGGCAAGUUGGUAAAGUCCCGUAGGGUGCAGCUGAUUCCCAGAACCCAACAAAUGGCAUACAAUUGGCAGCGGCAGGCCUAGCUUGUCAGCUGAGGGACUCGCAAGAGGUAGUCUUAUGACGCCGACCCACGGCUUAGGUGAGCAGCGCUAGCGUUUGCGGUGUGCCGGGCCUGGGGUUCCUCCCCUCUCCGGAGGCGAGGAGCAUGAGGGUCAUUCGGGGAUCUCUCCUCGGGUGAGCGUGCGUGUCUCGUACGUUUUUGGGGCCCUGGCUUAGUCCACGGCUGUCGUCCCACAUGCAACCUCUAUCAGGUAACCAU